Carassius auratus (goldfish) is the source of this 2847-nucleotide messenger RNA. RefSeq names its product zinc finger protein 64 homolog, isoforms 1 and 2-like. Gene Ontology annotation, cellular component: nucleus. The transcript has 6 exons. Bases 133 to 2025 code for a protein of 630 amino acids. NCBI's taxonomy places the organism in Eukaryota, Metazoa, Chordata, Actinopteri, Cypriniformes, Cyprinidae. The record is from RefSeq and is a predicted model, not a curated record. Gene Ontology annotation, biological process: positive regulation of transcription by RNA polymerase II.
GUUCACACUGUCGCAAAAACCGCAAACUCUGCUGAAAAGCGUUUGAAAUGAAGAGGACACCGAACAACAACAAGGUGCAUUAAAGUUGUCAGAUACUUCACAGAUCGAGUCUCAGCGGGCUUCAAGAUCCACAUGGCAACGUUCAGCGGAGAAGGAAUAAACCACCUGUUAGUAGAAGUGAGUCCUGACAUCCACAUCUGUGGCUUCUGCAAACAGCAGUACAACAACUUUGAACACUUCUUUGCACACAAGCAAAACUGCUGCCAGAUCCCGUCGACUCAUAUAUCAUCCCGAAACGCUGGGCCCAGUGAGUCAUUUCAGACAUGUGUACCAAAAGUGAAGAAGACCCUCACCAAAGCCCAGAAAGCCCCCUCCAAAAAGCUGAAACCUGCACUAAGUCAAAAAAGACACACAUGCACAUUCUCAGGUUGUACAUUCAAAACUCAGUAUGGCCAAAAAGACAUGGAGAGACAUAUUUUAACACACACUGGUGAGAGGCCUUUCGAGUGUGAACUCUGCCAUAAACGCUUUAGUCGUCGCGAUAAGCUGAAUCUUCACAGCCGUUUGCACACGGGAGAGAAACCGCACAAGUGUAAGUACUGUCCGUACGCAGCGGCCGACAGCAGUAGCCUGAAGAAGCAUCUUCGCAUCCACUAUGAUGAGAGACCCUUUAAGUGUCAGAUAUGCCCUUACGCCAGCCGCAACUCCAGCCAGCUGACCGUUCACCUCCGAUCUCACACAGGUGACGCCCCGUUCCAGUGCAAUCAAUGCGAUGCCAAAUUCAAGAUCAACUCCGACCUGAAGCGCCACAGUCGGGUUCACUCCGGCGAGAAGCCUUAUAAGUGUGAUCUCUGCGAAUAUCGCUGUGCGAUGAAGGCUAAUUUAAAAUCCCACGUGCAGCUGAAACACAGCGCCUCGGACUCCUUCCGCUGCUCAAAAUGCGAAUUCCAGUGCUCCGCCAAAGCUGCUCUGCGACACCAUUCCCGCCAGCACCAGCCGGCCCAGCCUUUGCAGUGCAGCGAGUGCAGUUACUCCUGCUCAAGCAAGGGGGCGCUCAAGAUCCACGAGCGCGUGCACUCAGACGAACGACCCUUUAAAUGCGAGCACUGUUCAUUUGCUAGUAAGCAGCGCAGUAAUUUGUUAAUUCACAGGAGGAAGUGUCACGCAGAUAAACUGGACAAGCAGGGUAAGUCUGGAAGAGAACGCGAAACGGGGGAGGAGCCUCCGAAACCUCUCAGCACGCGUUACCGAGCGAGACUGGAAGCAGCACGAGCCUUUCGUUGUGACUUGUGCGAGGCUUCAUUCGUCAGGGAAGACUCUCUUCGCAGCCACAAGAGGCAGCAUAACAGUAAAAUACAACAACAAAGUCAAACUGUUACCAAUCAACCAGUACAAACAGCGGGACAAACCUCCGUCACAGCCGACACAUCGUCUUCCUACAACACGACACAUCUUAAGAUCAUCAUGGCGCCCUCUAUAGGACCGGAGGCUACUUUUGUCCAAGCUGCCACUGGAAAGGCUGGAGCCAUUCUACUCGGUCCAGAGGAUCACAAUGUGCUUUUGAACCCCGUAAUACAGCACGUCAACAUGCUAGCGCCAGAGUCCGGCCUCGAGCACCAAACGGUUUUACUCACUCAGAUCGACUCCAGUGAAACAAGCCCUCAAACCAGUACCCAUAACUUCAUCGCCUCGUGUUCUGCGUCCGCUUCCGACGGCACACACACCUUCAUAACAUCCUGUUCUGACCUGGAAAGCCUCCACAAGCUCAUCCAGGAGGGUGGGACUGAGGUUACGGUGGUAACGGAGACGAAUCCAGCGAUUGCCACCCCAAAAGAACCCCUGAACAUUGAUGGUUCCUCGUCUCAGGACAUUUCUGAGCACGCUGAAGAUAGUUUAGAUAUGGGUCCACCUGAAACCAUUCUUGUUCAAAGUCUCCCUCUGUCGAUUUCAACACAGGAACAGGACCAACUGUCUCCACACCAUUUAUUUUCAGACUCCAAUACGGUGGACAUCAGUGAUUCGUAGUUUUUUGCGCGAAUAACGAGAUUCCACUGUGAUGUUGACUUUAAUUAGGUUAGACACCAUAUUGAAUUAAAUACGGGUGAAAAUGAGACUGUGAGGAUUGGACUUAGAGUUUUAUAAUGGCACACACUAUAUAAAGGUCCUAGAUUUUGGCGUUUCGUCAACAGUCUGUAUUUCAUUAAACAACAAUACAAUCCAUUGAAUGCAUUGUACUUCUAUUACUCACAGCCCGUUUUCAUUCACAUCAAAAAUUAAAUAUGGUGCUGUCCUGAUCAAGGUCCGACAUGAAGAUAAAAUUAACUGUUUGUUUGGUUAAUUUCCUGUUUCUUUAUCCAACUAAUGCUUUGUUAAUGUUGUGUUGGAAUUACUUUAAUUAUAACAAUUAUAAACCUCAGAAAUGUUUCAGUGUUCAUCCAAAAUGGAUCCAUGUGGAAGUUUGUUGGAGAAAACAAAAGCGCACAUAUUAACACCAGUAAAAAUAGUGUUGAGAUUAAAACCUUGUUAACUUGUUGUUAACUGUGCAAACUGCUGCCAUUUUGGUUCAAUCAUGCACAUUGGUGGGAGAAAUCAGAGCUUUCACAAAAUUAAGAGUGGGAACUUAAAAUUAAGAGUUUGAAAAAGACAUGAAUGGAUCUUACAUUGGAAAAUGUGUAAUUAUUGCAAUUAAUUCUGACAAGAGCUGCAGCAUCAUUUAUAAAGGUUGCCAUGUUGGAUCAGGGAGUCAUUGUUUCAUUUUCAAGUUAUCCAUCAAAUCAAAAGUAGACAAAGUAUGUUUUUUUCCCCUCUAUUUCACAGUGAAAUAAACAUUCUUCUUUUUAAAUAAGA